Molecule: messenger RNA, 7692 nt
Organism: Electrophorus electricus (electric eel)
Lineage: Eukaryota; Metazoa; Chordata; Actinopteri; Gymnotiformes; Gymnotidae
Source: RefSeq, a predicted model, not a curated record
UGAUCGCCAUGUAACAUUUGGGCCUUUAAUGAACUCGUUUAUGGAUGAAAUUAAAUGAAUUCAUUAAGCUAGUUGGCUAUGUGAAGUUGCUUACCUGCGCUACUAUUCAUGCUAGGGUGUUGGAUCUUAGCUAGUGAGCUAGUUUACGGUUUUAGCCUAGCUCCUUAACUUUACGACGAAAAUAGGUUUUAGGUUGAGGCAACCAAUGACAUUCAUCGGUUAUGAAGCAGUGUAUACGGGAUAAACAUGUUUAGGCGCCGUUGGGAUGUUACAUAGCAAGAGGGUAGCUUGCACCGACCUUACAUAUUGAGUAUUAGCACGCUAAAUUAGCUAACCCUAGUUAAUGUGGGUUAAUAUUAGCGGAAGGAUAGCUUCAGUCCUGGAGGAUUUGGGGAUUUCCUUGUUGAAACACACAGUAUUCAUCAUUAGUGAACUAUUAGGUUUCCGGAUGUAUUGCCUAACGCUAGAGCAGAGGAAUCGCCGAGCUAAGCCGGACUUCGGCUCUGGAGGACCGGAGUUGGGCUCCCCUGUAUCAGGCAGUGUAGCUAGUUGGAGAAGCGUGAUCACGCCUGUUAAAGCAAACUAAUUAGGUAUAGUCCGAGUAAAGUGAUGAACUCCAAGUAUGAGCCCCCUGUUUCUUUACGUUGAACAACUGUGUUUUGACCAUUUUUGCAUGUUUUGUCGAAAGUUGAAAGUUGUGUGUGGGUCUUGCUAGCUAGCUAGCUAAAAUAGGUUAGGCCAUGUCCCGGCAUGUUGAGAUUAAAAACACAAAUAAGCAGAAGUCCCUGCUUCAACAAAACAGCUAAAACCCAAUUUCUUACGAAACACCGCAUUUGUUGUGUAUGGUUUUAAUAUUAGUUGCUUAGUUAACCCCUUAAGAACCUGGCAACGGGUUAACCAGGUUAGUUAGCCAGAUAUAUGUAUCUAGUCUUGUACUCCUGUCUGUAAACAGCGUGAUAACGAACCGCAUAUUGCCUGCGAUUAAUUAUUUAUGCUAUAAAUUAGUUUCAAAGUCUUUCUUGCUACACGCCCGGAUUACCCCACAUUAUUUGGUAGGGUAUGUUGCCCUUAAAUUAAUUUUUAUAGAAUUUCUUGUAACCUAUUUAAGGGUUUAUCAGUUAAAAUUCAUUAAGGCCCAAAACGUAUAUCGUAUUGCAGAAACUCCGAAGACAUCAACUACAUUUCAUAACUUUAAAUUCUGGAAAAUGAUUGUAAAGCAUGUUCCAUUGUUGUAUGCUGAUGCAUUCAAUGGUUCAGUGUCCAUUAUUUUAUGAAAAUCUAGGCUAAAUCCUGGGAGCUUUUGCACUGCGCAGUUUUUUCCCCGAGUCAUAACAUUUGGUAAUUAGCGUAUCUUUAGGUCAUUGUAAAGACUAUAAUAAAUUGAGUCGGGUAGUUUCGAGGAAGGGGGCGGUCUGUUUAAACUGGCUUUGCUAACUCGAGCUAGAAAGUUAACAUUGCAUUGGUAAUCAUUAAAGCAGAGCUGAACUGAACUUUUCGUUAUUGAACAGCAGUGCUUAAGAUAGCUUCAGUUUGAAUUUGAUCUUCAUACAUGAACUGUUCAUUUAUUAUUAGCCUGUUUGUUAACGAUUAUGUUGCUUGCAUUUCUGAUACAUUUCAUUAAAUUAUAUUAGCGCACUCAGACUGGAAGUUGCCAGGACUACUCAUGUCACAGUGGAUUUAAGAGUAACUGCUCUGAAGCUUUUUCAUUCUUAUUUUACUAUUCCUUAUCAGUAAGAUUACUAGUUAUCUUAUCAUAUUUAGUAACCAUGUUAAUAUUUCUUUAAUAUUUAUCCCCUUUAAAUAUUUAAGUAUUUUAAUAUGUAUUCAGAAAAUAUUUUAUAUUGUUAUAACCUUUUAAAAUAUCUUGAAAUAUGUGAAACAUCUGUAAGUAAAACAUUCAUCAUCUAUAACUACUGGAACAAUACAGGAAGAAAAGAGAAAGUUUUGCAUGAUGUUUUGAAAUCAACACAGUCAGUGUUAGCUAUAGGCCUAUACUUUUAAAAUCUGCGGGUGCUUUCAUGCAGGCCUAAUGAGACCUUUACGUUUGGCAUUUUUACUAGGGCGCAGUAUAUAUAUUUUUUAUUACCAGUAUACUGAUUUUGAUUCUCAUGGUGAGCAUUUUGUGCGUGAGAGCUCAUUCUGCUACAGAGCAUCCAUCAUCUAUUUUUGAUGGCCCACUAUAGAGUGUAUAUCAUCGACAUCAUCUACCUACAUGUUAAAAUACCUGCCACUAAACAAAAUGUAAGAAUCAUAACUAUAUUAUUUGAAUAUAAUAACAAAUGUCUGAAGAGCGUUACAGAUAUAGUACAAUGUCUUGUGGUGCCAACAUUCAUCAAUUCUAAAUUUUGAUGGAGGUGAAAACAUUUCUCACCUGCACAGUUGUUAUAGUUAGGAGACAUUGUAGAGUGACCUACUUUACAGCAGGUUUUACAUGAAACACUUGCUUUGUUCAGCAGGAUGGAGGAACUAGGCACAUAGGAAAAAUAAAGACACACUGGACCUCAGAGCACUGAUGUGGCAUUCUCUGGCCUGCCUGUUUUCUUGCCCUCUACCUCAAGUUCCCAUAUUAAACAACUAAAAACAAGAACUGUUACCUUCAGCUCCUAAGGAAAUAACCCAAGAUACUAACAGCUGCAACCCUCUUCAGGCCACUUUGAGUACUGUUGACUCCAGCAGCAAAGUAAAUAGAGGGAUUUCCUUCUCUCCUUGAAAUCUAGAAUCUUAUGCACAUUCCCCUGCAAACUGUUGAUCAGUUGAAUAGAAGCAUCCAUACUGGCACUCUACACUUGAUCCUGUGGUGAUCUUUUUUUUAAACCGCCUCCCCCUUCCCCUUUAUCUGCUGCAAGACAUUGUAGGAUAUUCUCUCUGCUUGGUUUCUCAAUUUCUUUUUUUUGUUGAGUGUCCGGUUAACCCGGCAGUUGCGUUACAUUUUGAAGCUGGGGUCCGACUCAUGGGAUGCAAGGAUGUCGGAGGCAGGAGAGCGCCGCCCGGUCAACGCAGAGUAUGCCGUCUCUGUGCUGGAGCAGCUCAAGUUCUUCUAUGAGCAGAAGUUAAUGACAGAUAUCACCCUGCUCGUUGAAGACAAUGAGUUUCCCUGCCAUAAGAUGAUCCUGGCUACUUGCAGCUCCUAUUUCAGGGCCAUGUUCAUGAGUGGGCUCAGUGAGAGCAAACAGACGCAUGUUCACCUGAGGAACGUGGACCCUGUCACACUGCAGACGAUCAUCGCCUAUGCCUAUACUGGCAAUUUGGCCAUCAGUGACAGUACUGUGGAGCCUCUCUAUGAAACUGCUUGUUUUCUACAGGUGGAGGAUGUCUUAUUGCAGUGUCGGGACUAUUUGGUCAAGAAAAUCACAGCCGACAACUGUGUGCGCAUGUUGAGCAUUGGCGAUUUGUUCAGUUGCAGUGAGCUAAAGCAAAGUGCAAAGCGCAUGGUGGAACACAAGUUUCCCAUGGUCUACCGACAGGAAGCCUUUCUACAGCUCUCCCAUGAGCUGCUGCUCGACCUCCUCAGUAGCGACAAUCUCAAUGUGGAAAAGGAGGAGACAGUACGAGAGGCAGCAAUGCUGUGGCUGGAAUACAACAUGGAGGCACGAUCACAGUAUCUCUCCUCUGUCCUGAGUCAGAUUCGGAUUGAUGCGCUCUCAGAAGUGACACAGCGUGCCUGGUUCCAGGGUCUUCCGCCUAAUGAUAAGUCUGUGGUGGUGCAAGGCCUCUAUAAGUCCAUGCCUAAGUUUUUUAAGCCUAGACUAGGUAUGACCAAAGAGGAGAUGCUUAUUUUUGUUGAAGUGGAGUCACCUGGAGAUAAUCAUCCAGUGGUGGUUGGUCCUCGUCACUCUGUGGUCUGUUACAGUCCACAAGCUGAGAAAGUCUACAAAUUGAGUAGCCCACCUGGAGACCUGCAGAAAGUUGGCACCCUGGUCACCCCGGACAAUGAUGUGUUCAUUGCUGGUGGUCAGGUACCUCUUAAAAGUGCUCUGACGAGUCAUGGCAGCAAGACUGGCAAGCUGCAAGCUGCCUUCUGCUCAGUGGACAGCUUCUACUGGCUGGAUGCACAGCAGAACACUUGGGUAGCCAAGACCCCCAUGCUUUGCACUCGUACCAAGCCUUCUCUAGUCUACUGCCAGGGUUUCAUAUACGCCAUUGGUGGUGACAACGUGGGUGGGGAACUGAAUAAGCGCACCGUAGAGCGAUACGACUGCGAGAGGGAUGAGUGGAGUAUGACCAGCCCGCUGCCCUGUGCCUGGAGCUGGAGCACGGCUGUAGCGGCCCGUGACUGUGUUUACGUCAUGAGCCAUGAUCUCAUGUACUGUUACUUUCCUCAUGCCGACACCUGGGUGGAGAUGGCUAUGCGCAAAACCAGCCGCUGUUUUGCCUCUGCAGCUGCGCUGGGCGACCUCAUCUUCUACAUCGGUGGCUUGCAUGUGGUGGGUAACUCAAGCUUGCGACUCCCCACCAGCACGAUUGACGGCUCCUCAGUCACUGUGGAGAUUUAUGAUGUUAACAAGAACGAGUGGCGAAUGGCUGCUAACAUCCCAGCCAAGCGCUACUCAGACCCUUGUGUGCGUGCUGUAGUGCUGGUCAAUGCGCUGUGCAUUUUCAUGCGUGAAACGCAUCUUAACGAACGGGCUAAGUAUGCACUCUACCAGUACGACCUGGAGUUGGAUCGCUGGUGUCUGCGGCAGCCUGUGUCUGAACGUGUCCUCUGGGACCUGGGAAAGGAUUUCCGCUGCACUGUUGGCAAACUGUACCCCUCUUGCUUGGAGGAAUCGCCCUGGAAGCCACCUACCUACCUCUUUUCCCCUGAUGGAGCAGAGGAGUUUGAAGUGGACAGGGAUAUGGUGUCACUGCCACACGUAUAGUUUAUGGCAUCCAUCCCUUAGCUAAUCUGCUUCUUUGGAUUUUGAACUCUUCAGUUUAAGUGACUUCCUGAGGGAGGUUGGUGAAAGGGUGGAUGGCAUGAUAAGAAAAAUGGUUAGAACUGCUCAAGUUUGCUGGGGUUAUCUGACUUCCAAUAGGAUCUAAAGACUUACUGUGGAAACGGGGUGUUUUUCUCCUUAACCUGCCCAUCCCGGAACUGGUGUCACCACUCGUAGCUUUUAACAUAAUCCAUUGUAUGCCUCAAAACAGCAUAGAUGAUAAUCCCUCAAAAGACUAGCAUAAUGUUUUGUAGUUACUGUUUUUUUUUGUUUAUUUCUUGUAAGCAUUAUUACAGGUCUGAUGUACUGUUUCAACAAUGUGAUGAUGUAGAGAUUAUGAUGAUUACAUUGUGGAUAACGAUGCACUUACUGGCAAACGUCCUACAGCUGGCGUUGGCAAUGAUACCAAAUGCCCUCUGUUUUCUUGUUUCUACCAGUUUUCUUUCUUCCUCACUAAUUAUGGAGUGCUGUCCAGGAUAUGGCAGCUAUGGAUAGGAAUUUGGGUGUUUAUGUGCUGGGCACUUGGUGAGUUUAUCGAAGGUGUCUUGGUUAUUAGAAGCUGACUGCAGGUUCGGUCACUGGCUCGUCGGUCCUUUUUGUACAUCUCUCAGCCCCAAUCUUUACUGCCUCUACAUUUGUGAAAUCCUGAUAAUUUGCUCUCCAUACCCCCCCACCCCCCAUCUCACUAUAGCCUGUGGCGCUGAACCUACUGGACCUCUGCACAAUGGGCUCGGAGUCAUCUCCUCUGACCAUCUCUGUUGGGUUUGCUGGAAUUUAAAAAUGUUUUUUCUGGUCUUUUGUUCUCUCUCAAAUGUGCAGGAUUCUGCAAGGUCUACCUUUUUCUUUCUCUCUCACAUACUUGCAUUCUGAGAUACAAACAUAUCUCCACUCUCAGUUCAACAGUGAUUUGGACUCAUGCGUAUUAUUUCCUAGCUGCAAAAAUGUCUUUUUCAUAUGUAAAAAAAAAAAAAGUGUGUGGAAACGAUCAGGUCUGUUUUGUAUUGGUAUCCUUUUUUAUUAUUUAAUAUCAGCCAUUACUGUAGUAUGAUUGUGUAUAGAUAUUCAUUUUUCCUCCUCCCCCCCCUCCAAUGAGAAUUGAGGAGUCUUGCUGCUGAUUGGGUUUUUGAGAAAAGGAUAAGCCCAAGGCUGUUGCUAUGGCAAUUGUCCCAGCAACCACUAUCAGUAGGGACUGGGUGGGUAUCAGUGGGGCUGGAAGGGGGAUUCCUCCUACCUUAAAAAUGAGCACAGGUGCUAUUUGGCAGAUAUUUUACUAGCAUGUUCAGCUGCAUCCUGUUCUUUUGGCACUGUAUUUUGAAUGAACAUUAAUUUAUUAAAAACCAUACCAAAAAUCCUUUCUUUGAUUAUAUUUUUGUUUCUUAAUAUUUCUUGCCAUUAAUUUUUUUUUCUUUGAUUCAUUUCAUUGUUCACAAGUCAUGAAAUAUGACUUUACUGAUCAGAUGGCUUGUUUCUAUUUAUUUAUUUAUUUAUUUAUAAGCAGUGGCUUAAGAUAGCUAUCCCUAAAAGGGUUUUGGCCAGGGAAUUGCUCAGGCCCUGGAGUGUGGACAGUGAAUGUUUGUCUGGGAGCUAUUUAUUAAUGGAACACAUUUAUUCAGAUAUAUUACGUUUUAACAAAGAUUUUUGGAGCUCUUAAGUAUUGUUCUUUAGUGAUGGUGUAGAACAGGGGUAUUCAAAUCACGGUCCAGAUCCUACAGAGUUUCUACCCUCUCUUUAUCUUAUCUAGGAGAUGGUCCAAUUAUGGUGGUAAUUUAAACAUAAUACAAGGGAUUAUAAAAUCCAGGACCCCAUUUGGAUUUGAGGUCUGGAUUUGAAUAUGUCUGGUGUAGCAGAAUACAAAACACAGGGCGUAAUGAUCUCUAAUAAUAAUAAUAAUAAUAAACACUGGUUUAAUAAAACAACAACCACUAAAUGUGGGCUUCUUUUUGAUCAUUCAUGUUCUGCUUUGCAACAGAGUAUUUCUCAAUUACCAAUCGUAUGCAAGCAGGGUAGUGUGUCCAAUUAGCAGCAAGCACCUUUGUGAGCCACCAUGUAGCAUGCUGUAUGCAAACAAUUUAGUCUUUGCUCCCUAAAAUAUGGACUCAAAAUUGAUAAAGACAGGUGAGAAAACAAGUGCCAUAAGGUGGGAUGCAAGACCCCAUUGUGACGUUUACCUUCAUGUCACGUGGUGCCAUGCAGUCAAUGUGUACAACUUGCAUGAUAUUGUAGCAGACCAAGGAACAGCUACCACACCAUUGCAGUUGGCAUUAUCACUUGCAUUACACAGAUUUUUAGACCAGGAUAUGUGUAUAUGUGAUCUAGAAUAAAAUACUUAUUGUAAUACAUUGGUGGGUUAAUCUGCAGCAUGUUGAAGUAUGUAAUUUAUUCCUGUUCCCAUGUGCAAGCUCAGCAGUUGGAUGAGGCCACCUAGCUUGCAACACUCUGAGGAAACCUUGUUGUAUUUGCCCAUGUGCGGCUGAUUAUUUUUUUAUACUUGCUCUUGGUAAUAAUUAUAGAUAGACUAUACCAUAUACACAUGUUGCCAUAUACCCAGUUUGCUUUCUCUGUGUAGCAAAAAGCAUUCAGAAUGAAAAAAAAAAGCUGUGAAAUGAGUCCUAGUAUUUGAUCUCACUGCUACAAGGUUUAUCCAGAAUCAGUCAAUAAUGGGACCCAAAUAAAAUACGUAGAUAUGUAUUACAUACUCCAGUAUCUGAUGUGACAUUAAGCACGGGCAUAUUGUUCUAAAUAUUUUCAAAGGGCUUGUGAAUAAAUGUUUAAUGAA